AUGUCAAUCUUCCGGAUAAUUCUAAUAAUUGCCUUGAUUGUUGUGUCUCGAGCCGUUGACCCAAAGGAUGUACUUCACCGAGUUAUGAAAGCUGGAUUCUAUGAGCCUUGGUCUGGUCGGGAAGUUCUAUGUAAUUGCUCGUACAACUGUUCUACUGAUGAUUUUAAUAAGAUCCUGGAAGAGUUCGGUAUAACGAACGCAUGUAUAGGGAAAAUUUGCGUUAGGAAGAAAACUUAUGUUGGAACAUCGGACCAGCCCCAACUCAAAGAGUUCUAUGGCUGCCUGGGCAUGCCUGGUUCGAAGGUGGACUUGGUCAGUGAGACUAUAACGCAUUGUACGAACAAAGGGUAUGAAAGUGCAUCUUGUUGCGAAGAAUCCUUCUGCGCCACUAAGUUGAACAUCACCCCUCCCAGUUUAGAGCGGGCCAGGCAUUUUCUUCCUGGCUCACCUCCAGGAAUACUGCAGUCUCUACGGAAAAACGAUGCACUCGUAGUGAUAAUUUUCAUUCUUAUGGGCAUUGGAAUAUCAACUUUAUUAUGCAUGACGUUUCUCUAUAUUUUUGAUCGCGAUAGAGUUCUGUUCUGGAUUGGUGGAUAUAAGCUGGAACGGAAGGUCGAAGUCGGAGAAACGUCUGAGAUGAUUCACUCCAUGACAGAUACCGACUCAAUGGGAUCUGGAUCAGGCCCACAAAGGAUGCAAAGUUCUACAAUGUGUAUGAAGGUCCAGCUAGGGUCAGAAAUUGGAUUUGGCAGAUUCGGAGUUGUGUAUCAUGGAGAAUAUUCUGGACAACAGGUGGCGGUUAAAGUUUUCCAAUCUCGGAAUGAAGAGUCGUUCGCUCAUGAAGUGGCAAUAUACGAUAGACUGCAGUUACGUCAUCCUAACUUGCUCUUAAUGUUAGGAUAUGAUCUUCAUUCUGGAAAUACUGGAGUUGAUUUCUGGCUGAUUACUGAAUUUCAUUUGCACGGAUCUCUCUAUACCUACCUUGACAGGGCCCCUAUAGACGAACGUCUCCUAUUGCAAAUGGUUCGCAGUUUAUGCCAAGGAUUGUCUUAUUUACAUUCACCUACGGCUGGUUCGUAUGUUAAGCCUAGAAUAGCCCAUUGUGACAUAAAACGUCAGAAUAUACUUGUCAAGAAAGACUUUACGCUUGCUAUAGGAGACUUGGGCCUCUCAGUUUCGGAUGAAAAAAGCUGUUUUGGUUCGAAGAAUCUAAGAUCGGGUACGGCAAGAUAUGUUGCUCCUGAGUUUUUACACGAAAAGCCCAUAGCUAGUUUCCACCCGUUCAUCUAUGCUGAUAUGUAUUCCUUCGGAUUAGUUCUAUGGGAAAUGUGUAGGAGAACCAGAGCAUCAACUUACAACGCUAAGCACCCAGAGCAAUCUAUCGCUUAUUAUGAGUGUGUUACAAGAGAUCCAACCUAUGAAGAAAUGAAGAAAUGCGUCAGUGAACAAGGGUUACGCCCACUCAUGGAAUCGUCCUGGUUUUCGAGUCCCGUGAUGGUGGAAUUAAUUGAGACUAUGAGAGACUGUUGGAGUCCUGAGCCAUUCAAUCGUCCCGAAGCAACUACUAUCAGGAGAAGAGUCGAUGAAAUAUGCAACCGUCAUGGAUUCAUUAUUGAGCAAUAA
Auanema sp. JU1783 is the source of this 1623-nucleotide messenger RNA. The record is from the annotation of a GenBank genome assembly. Lineage: Eukaryota; Metazoa; Nematoda; Chromadorea; Rhabditida; Rhabditidae.